GGCGGCGGCGGCGGGGCCCGGAGCGCGGCCGCGCCAUGGAGCCCAGCGCAGAUUGAUGCCGAGGUGCUGAUCCGGGCGCUGCCGACCCCAAGCUGCCGGGAAGGAUCCAUGAGCCACGACCUCGGCUAUGGACAUCGUCCUGUCGGAUUUUGUUCGCUCAACGGGGGCAGAGCCAGGGCUGGCCAGAGACCUCCUCGAAGGCAAGAACUGGGAUCUGAGCGCAGCCCUGAGUGACUUCGAGCAGCUGAGGCAAGUGCACGCGGGCAACCUGCCCCAUUCCUUCAACGAGGGCCGCCCCUAUAAACCCCCUGAGAAGGAGACGCCGCGCCCCGGGCGGCCGCCGCUGCAGCGGCAGGAUGACAUCGUGCAAGAGAAGCGCCUGUCCCGAGGCAUCUCCCACGCCAGCUCCACCAUCGUGUCCCUGGCCCGAUCCCACGUCUCCAGCAACGGCAGCAGUGAACAUCUGCUGGAGAUGCCCAUCUGCACCUUCCAGCUGCCCGACCUCACCAUGUACACCGAGGACUUCCGCAGCUUCAUCGAGCGGGACCUCAUCGAGCAGUCCAUGCUGGUGGCCCUGGAGCAGGCUGGUCGCCUGAACUGGUGGGCAAAUGUGGAUCCCAGCUGCCAAAGGCUGCUUCCCCUGGCCACCACCGGAGACGGGAAUUGCCUGCUCCACGCUGCCUCCCUGGGAAUGUGGGGGUUCCAUGAUAGAGAUCUCAUGCUCCGCAAAUCCCUUUACACCUUGAUGGAUAAAGGCGUGGAAAGGGAAGCCCUGAAGCGGAGGUGGCGCUGGCAGCAAACACAGCAGAAUAAGGAGUCUGGCCUGGUUUACACGGAGGAGGAGUGGCAGAAGGAGUGGAACGAGCUGAUCAAGCUGGCAUCCAGCGAGCCCCGCGUGCACUACGGCACCAAUGGCAGCGGCUGCGGAGGUGUGGAAAGCUCGGAGGAGCCCGUGUAUGAGAGCCUGGAGGAGUUCCACGUCUUCGUCCUUGCCCACGUGUUGAAGAGACCCAUCGUGGUGGUGGCAGACACGAUGCUGCGGGACUCGGGGGGAGAAGCGUUUGCCCCUAUUCCCUUUGGAGGGAUCUACCUUCCUCUGGAAGUCCCAGCCAACAAAUGCCAUCGUUGUCCAUUGGUACUGGCUUAUGACCAAGCCCAUUUUUCUGCCCUGGUAUCCAUGGAGCAGAAGGAGACCACAAAGGAUGAAGCCGUGAUCCCCCUGACAGACUCUGAGCACAAGCUGCUCCCUGUGCACUUUGCUGUGGAUCCCGGGAAGGAGUGGCAGUGGGGGAAGGACGACAGUGACAAUGUCAAGCUGGCCAGUGUGACGCUGUCCCUGGAGGCAAAGCUGCACUUGCUGCACAGCUACAUGAAAGUGAAAUGGAUCACGCUGCCUUGUGACACGCAGGCACCUUUGGCACAGCCGGAAUCCCCCACGGCCUCCGCUGGUGACGAUGCUCGAUCGGCUGCUGAGUCGGGAGAGUCGGACAAGGAGUCGGUCUGCAGCAGCUCAGCCAGCAACGGGGGCAGCAGAGCUUGCAAGGACAAAGAGAAACCAAAGAAAGACCGGGAAAAGGAUAAGGAAAAGGACAAAAAACGGGUGGACUCGGUUGCCAAUAAGCUGGGCAGCUUCGGGAAGACUUUGGGGAGCAAGCUAAAAAAGAACAUGGGCGGCUUGAUGCACAGCAAAACCACCAAGGGCGGCGUGAGCAACGGGCAGGGAGAUACCUUGGAGAAGAAGAAGAAAGGUUCCUUGAAGGCGAGGAAAGGCAGCAAAGAGGAAUCUUCCCAAGGAGAUUUGUCAGCUCCUGUGGAGAAAACCUGCCCGCGUAAAGCAACCCCGGAAAAGGCAUCGGAUCCCUACAAGUACAGCAACGACGUGAGGCUGAGCCUGAGCAUCCUGCGGGCUGCCAUGCAGGGAGAGCGCAAGUUCAUCUUUGUCGGCCACCUCAAGACCAGCAACCGGCACCAGUACCAGGAGGAGAUGAUCCAGAGGUACCUUCUGGAUGCUGAGGAGCGCUUUAUGGCUGAGCAGAAGCAAAAGGAAGCGGAGAAGAAGGCGCUGGGCAGCGCUGCCCCUGCCAAGAAGCUGGAGCCGGAGAAGUACUGUGCAAAGCCGUUGUGUCCGCGCUACGGCCGCCCCGGCUUAGGAUUGAGACGAGAACCAAGGUCAGUGUCUCCAGCCAGCAAUAACCAUCGGUGUGGGGAAGUGGGAGAGGACAAGGAGCAUCCCGGAGCGCCGGGAGGUAAAUCCACAAGUGUCCGUGGACACAGCCCCCCCGCGAUAACUCUUUCUACUUGAGCUACUUCUGUACUACCUCCGUUCUGCUGAAUCGAAUUAACUCGGCUCCAUUUUGCUGAGCCACGAUAACUGACCUUAGGCUGAGGAAUAUUAAAGGAUAUUUUUGAUAAUAGGGCUAAAAAAGAGUGAACCCUGAAGUCCAAGCAAACCUUUAACUCGCUCACACGCUUCAUGUGGUCCCUUCCAUCCCCUUCUCCCCCCAUCCCAUCCCAGCCCCGCUCCCGUCUCGCACGGUGGGUUGCAUUGAGCACUGCGAUGUUUGCACACAUCCUUGGGGUUAGGUUUGGAACUGCAGCUCCCGCCUCCAUCCUGGCUCAGCGUUUUCCUGCAGGGAAUAAACCCUGCCCGAAACUGAUCAGAGCUUUACAACAUUCCCCCCUUUUCUGUUUUUGGGGUUGUUUUGUCCGAAGGCAUCAAACUAUGCAAAUCCCUCCUAACCCACUGCCCAGCCUGGUGAUAAGGGCUUAGAGAGCCAGGCAGAGGAGGCGAAAGUGUACUUAGCACUGGGGAAUCACCCGAAGCCUUAUUCUCCCAAGUACCCCAAGGCUUGGCUCUAACCUACACGUUUUACAGUUUAAUGUGGCUAAAGAACCCAAUGAAGGCCUUUUGUAGAGGAGGAUGCGGGAAUGUGGUCCUGCUGGAUUGGAUCAAGCCAUGGGAGCUGCUUGUCAACAGCUUCUAUCCUGGUGAGGGUUGAGCUGUGAUUGAAGCAGUUCUCUUUGGGUUUAUUCAAUCCCCAAGGGUCAAUGAGCCUUGCCCAGCGCGAUGCAGAAGGAACAGGUAUUAAAUACUGAGGGCUCUGUGCCAGGGUUUUCCUGCAAACUGCAGGAAUUCCGAUGUAUUCCAUCACAGGGAUGAGGAUGUGGAGCACCGGUUAAGCGCUGCGGUUGCCCUGCAGCAAUCUCUUGCUUCACCCCAAAUAUUAAGGCAUAGAAAACCCCAAAUCUCACUGUAUAGGGGGGUCACUUGGUUUCUAGACCCCUUCCUCCAAGAGAUUCCUGUUGUUUUGGAGUGGAAUCCCUCUUUUUCUUGGGAGACCCCAUCCUGAUGGAUGCUGAAGCUUGUGUGGUGGGGAUUUUUGGACCUGCUCGUGAUGAUACUCCUGGCCUCUGAUGGUAGCAAAGUGCUGCUGGUAAAGCAGUGGAGGUUUAGGGGAGCUUUGCUUUAACUUGUCCAUGUGACAGAGUUGUGAGGAAUAUUGUCUUGAAGGGGGAAACACAGCGAAUCCCAGCAGCAGGAAUCCAUCCUAGGGGAAAACCAUCCCAAAUCCCAUGUUACCGGAGCUGCUGUCACUCUUCCUCCUCCUGAGGGGGAGUUCUGGGGGGUAAAUCAAGUUGGGCCGGGUGCUCUGUGUUCAUAUUGGUGAGGUUUGACUGUAUGGAGGUCUGAGGCCGGGAUACGGGUACGAAUGUGUCCCCAUCCCGUGGGACCACCUGGGUUUUAUGGCAGUUAUUGGAAUUUGGGUCAGAAAAUGACCCAAGUGGGGCUCUGGUGCCGGGGACAAACCUUUGCAGAAGGUGUUCCUAUGGAGAGCAGGGUUUUGGCUGUUCCCAUGAGCCCCAAGCCCCGGUUGGGUUGAGCUGAACCAGUGGCACCUUCAGAACCACAAAGGAUUUUUUCAGGUCAUUUUUGUUUCCUUUCUGGUGAAACUUGGAAUUUUUGCUUCCUCUUUCUUUGUUUUUUUAAGGGAUUAUUAAAUACAAACUCUAUUUAUUGACAGAAGAUAUUCCCCAUGGAUUCAGGAACACCCCUGUGGUGCGUUCAGCCCCAUCCCAAGGCCAGGUUGGACAGGGCUUGGAGCAACCUGCUCUAGGGGAAGGUGUCCUGGAGGAGCUUUAAGGUCCCUUCCAACCCAAACCAUUCCAUGAUUCCCAGCGUGGGACUGGCACCAUUGUGGGAUUCAAUGGGGAGGGAGCAGCUCGUGCUCCAAAGCACCUUUCCUGGAGGAAAAGCACCAAACCUGUCCUAAGGAGGGGUUUCUCCCAUGGGAGAGGCUGUGACCUGACUUUAAGUGCACUUAAUGGUGUGGUUGGAAGGAACCUUGGUGCCAUCAGGCCCUGGGUGUGGGAAAACCCUUUGAAGAGCAUUGGAGUUGCGUGAAGGAGCAUUUGCCUUCACUGAUCGCCCUGGGGAAGGCUGAGGGGGUGCUUUGGUUCCCCCUGACCCCACACAAAGUGACCUGAAUUAACUCUGCAAUCGUUUAAUUCACCAAAAUACUGCAUUUUCGCCCGUUUGGUUCCAUGGUCAAUGAAAGCCUCGGUUGGUGAUUUCUGUCCUUGUUCCUCCUCGGGAGCAGCGGCCGGCGUGGCGCGGGCUGGACACUGCAUCCUUCCUUUGUGUUACCAUAGACUCACUGACAAUAAACCACGUUCAACUAACGAA
Messenger RNA from Pezoporus flaviventris, 4684 nucleotides. RefSeq names its product OTU deubiquitinase 7B (gene OTUD7B). The transcript is spliced from 13 exons. Gene Ontology annotation, molecular function: zinc ion binding; DNA binding; cysteine-type deubiquitinase activity. Gene Ontology annotation, biological process: protein K11-linked deubiquitination; protein K63-linked deubiquitination; protein K48-linked deubiquitination. The coding region runs from base 128 to 2302 and encodes 724 amino acids. The record is from RefSeq and is a predicted model, not a curated record. Gene Ontology annotation, cellular component: nucleus; cytoplasm. NCBI's taxonomy places the organism in Eukaryota, Metazoa, Chordata, Aves, Psittaciformes, Psittacidae.